GUUGCCAAGAGUCCAAACCCCCACUGUCCUUUCUUGUCACUAACCAAGAUUCCUCUCUCUGAUUUUUUUUUUAAAUUAAAAGUUUUUUUUUUCUUGUGGGUGCAAUUUCACUCCCCUCUUACAGUUUUGGGGUUUCUAAAUCUCUAAUCUGUUCUGGUUUGGGUUUCUUGAUAUUACCCCUUGGAAUAAGAUUCAGAGAUAUAAGCUUCAAAGGCUUGGUUCUGGUGAUUGAAUAAAGGAGACAUAAUGCUGAUUCAUGCCUACAAUGACAAUACACAAUGCAGAACAAAUUGUACGAGUGAGAAGAUGGAAAAAGAUGAAGAAGGUUUGAGAACAGUGGAGUGUCUAAGAGGCAGAUUACUAGCAGAGAGACAUGAUUCAAGGACUGCUAAAGAAGAAGCAGAGCUCAUGACCAUAAAGAUAGCAGAGUUAGAGGCGAAUCUCAAAGAAGAGAUCAAACUAAGGGAAAGGGCAGAGAGGAGACUCGGAUUCUUGAUGAAAAAGCUCGAAUCUUUAAAUGGGUCUCGCAAUAUCGAGAGAUCGGAUCAAUCGAGUUCAGCUGAACUGUCUGCAGCUUCUUGUGUAUCAUCCGUAGUGUCAUCAAAGGAAAACGAUCAAGAAGCCAAUACCCAGAUCACAAAUCCGGACAAAACUCGUGUUUGCGAUGAUCUGGAAGAGGAUCAAGUCACUGCAAACGGGCAUUCUGCUGUAGAGAAUAGGAGUGCAAAACUCGAAGAUAUCCGUUGUGGUAGUAAAACUAGUGUUGCUUCAAGCACAAGUCAUGAAGAACAUCACCUGAGUAAUUUUCCAGUCCAACAACAAGCUCAAGAGGGAAGAUGACGAUGAUGAUGAUGCAGAUCAAUGGAACAGACAAAGAGAGGACAUGGCGAGCGAUGAGGGAAACGCUCAAUGCCAUUAAGACAUGCGAGAGUAGAUAAUCGUUUAAUUUUUCACUAUUUAAUAUAAACCAUUAUAAUAUCUAUAGAUAAAAAACACAUAAUUUUAUAAUAUCUUAUUUAAUUAAUAUAAAUAUCUAAAAUAUAAAAAUAAAAUUACAUCUAAAUAUUAUGAUAAUAUUCUAAAAUACUACCCACUCUUGAUAUCUUGGAAAAAAAUGCUCAAUGCCAUUAAGAGAUGCGAGAGAAAAGGUUCAAAGAAGAUAUCAGCCAAGACAGAAAGAGAGCAAUGCAUGUGACAAUAUAAAGGAUAGGCAAUGCAUUGGUGUUAUUGAGGAGAGAA
This is a messenger RNA of Tarenaya hassleriana, 1239 nucleotides long. RefSeq lists its product as uncharacterized. The transcript has 4 exons. The record is from RefSeq and is a predicted model, not a curated record. Lineage: Eukaryota; Viridiplantae; Streptophyta; Magnoliopsida; Brassicales; Cleomaceae. The coding region runs from base 247 to 840 and encodes 197 amino acids.